Triticum turgidum subsp. durum (durum wheat) is the source of this 963-nucleotide messenger RNA. Lineage: Eukaryota; Viridiplantae; Streptophyta; Magnoliopsida; Poales; Poaceae. The record is from the annotation of a GenBank genome assembly.
AUGGCGAUGAGAGGAGUGCUGGUCGCCGUCGUGGUCGUGGCGGGGCUGCUCCUGCACGCCGCCAGCGUGGCCGAGGCGCAGACCCUCAGGGCUGGGUACUACAACCAGACGUGCAAUAGAGCCGAGAGCAUCGUGUUCGAGGAGGUCCAGAAGGCGUGGAAUGCGGACAGGAGCAUGCCAGCGGCCCUGCUCCGGCUGCACUUCCACGACUGCUUCGUCAAUGGGUGCGACGGGUCGGUGCUGCUGGAGUCCGGCGACAACCAGGCGGAGAAGAACGCGCCGCCGAACCGGAGCCUCCGCGGGUUCGAGGUGAUCGACAGGGCCAAGGCGAGGAUCGAGGCCGUUUGCAAGGAGACGGUGUCGUGCGCCGACAUCCUCGCCUACGCGGCCAGGGACAGCGUCAGGGUCGCGACCGGCGGGUACGAGUACAAGGUCCCCGGCGGGAGGCCGGACGGCACGGUGUCGCGGGCGAGCAUGGCGAACAGCGACCUCCCUCCUCACAAGCAGCGGAACGUUGACCUGCUGGCGCAGUACUUCUUCAGGAAGGGCCUCUCCAUGGACGACGUGGUGGUCCUGUCGGGCGCGCACACGCUGGGGGUGACGCGGUGCGGCACCUUCGACUACCGGCUGAUGAGCGACCAGGACAAGGGCAUGAACGCCACGUUCAGGAACGAGCUGAGGCGGCAGUGCGGCUACGACGCGAACAGGGUGGUGCCCCUCGACGCCGGCAGCCCCUACGGGUUCGACACCAGCUACUACGCCAACGUGCUCGCCAACCGCACCGUGCUCGAGUCCGACGCCGCGCUCAACUCGCCCCGGACCGUGGCCAGGGUCAGGGAUCUCAGGGCCGCCGCGCCGUCCGCCUUCUUCAGCAGCUUCGCGGUUGCCAUGGGGAGAAUGGGCGCCAUCCGCGGCGGCAACCCUGGAAAGGUCCGCGUUAACUGUAGGAGGGCCAGGACGUGA